Molecule: messenger RNA, 2583 nt
Organism: Labrus bergylta (ballan wrasse)
Lineage: Eukaryota; Metazoa; Chordata; Actinopteri; Labriformes; Labridae
Source: RefSeq, a predicted model, not a curated record
GCUCUCAACGGCUUCGUCAUGGUAGUCACAGCCAGCGGGACCAUCUUCUACUCCUCUCACACCAUCCAGGACUACCUGGGCUUCCACCAGACGGAUGUCAUGCACCAGAGCGUGUAUGAACUGGUCCAUACUGAAGACCAGCAGGAGCUCAGGAGGAACCUGCACUGGGCUCUGAAUCCUCCUGCUGCUGCUGCGCCCGCCAUCACCCAGGACUCCCCCCAAGAGAUGGAACCCGACAGCAGCUCAUCCGUGGUCACCUACAAACCCGAGCAGCUUCCUCCAGAGAACUCAUCCUUCCUGGAGAGGAGCUUCGUUUGUCGCUUCCGCUGCCUCCUGGACAACUCAUCGGGCUUCCUGGCGUUGAACAUCCAGGGCAGACUGAAGUUCCUGCAUGGACAGAACCAGCGGCAGGAAAAUGGAGGAAAGGCCCCACCUCAGCUCGCUCUCUUUGCCAUUGCGACUCCUCUGCAGCCUCCGUCCAUCCUGGAGAUCAGAACCAAGAACAUGAUUUUCAGGACCAAACACAAACUGGACUUCACCCCGUUGGCCUGCGAUGCAAAGGGGAAGAUAGUGCUCGGGUACACCGAGGCAGAACUCAGGGUACGAGGAUCUGGAUAUCAGUUCAUCCAUGCUGCAGAUAUGUUGUACUGCGCAGAGAACCACGUCAGAAUGAUGAAGACCGGAGAGAGUGGUCUCACCGUGUUCCGGCUUCUCACCAAGGAGAAUCGCUGGAAAUGGGUCCAGGCCAACGCCAGGCUGGUGUACAAGAACGGCAAACCGGACUACAUCAUCGCCACCCAGAGGCCUCUUUUGGACGAAGAGGGGGGAGAACACUUGCGUAAACGCUCCAUGCACCUACCCUUCACCUACGCUACGGGUGAGGCUCUGCUCUACCAGUCCAACCAUCCCAUAGCAGGCUUCAGAGAUGGAAGCCAUGAGAAAAAUGGCAGUAAGUCGAAGAAGAGUCGGACUGAAAGGUUGGUCAGGGACGGUCUCGACCCUGGCUCUCUUCUUGGGGCACUCAUGAGUCAGGAUGAAUCAGUGUAUGUUUGCCAGCCCGCCCUGGAGCCCAAAAUGUCAUUUAGCAGCUUCUUUGGUGACCAAAUGGGCUUCUCUGACACAGAAGGAUCCAGCUUGCACAGGAGCUGGGACGAGCCGAGCAAUGGUGUGUUGGGUCCAGGUAUUGCAGGAGCCAGCACCAGCUUCGACCCGCUGUUGGCUACUCUGGACUCGCUUUCGUUGGAAGGCCAGGGGGUUGUGGAUUCAGAGGAGGGGGCUUGUUCGAAUGGCGAGCUGUUUGGGGCUCUGGAAGGCCUGGGACUGAGUGCUGAGGACCUUGAGCUGCUCUUGUUGGAUGAGAGGAUGAUCAGAGUUGAGAUGGACCCUGAGCGAGUGCCCACCUUGGACGAUCUGCUCACAAACGAUGAGAUCCUCUCAUACAUCUAUGACACAAUUGAGGGAAAGACUGAUUCCACGGAUCAUGGAGUACAGGUGCCUCCCAGUACUUCUUCGGCAACAGCCACCACCGUUUCAGGAUCUGAAAGUAACCCCACCCCUGAUGCUAAUGUUCAAAUGCAGUUUCCUCACCAUAAGCCUCCCUUGAUAGGGCAGGCUCCCAUCAUCCAGCUGUCCCAGCAGAUGCAACAGCACCUCAACAUGCGACCAGGUAAAGUGGCACACGACUGGCACCAGAGUGACCUUUUGGCUAGUUCGGUAGUCAACGGAGACCUGCUGGGCCAAAAUCAAUCAGUAACCAACGGACAGUGGACGGCCCAAGGCAUUCUCACCAGUGCAGGGAUACAAAUAGAUCACUACAACACGCAACAGACUUUUUUCAAUGGCAAAGCCUCGGAGCGGGACGGCAACCCUCAUCAGCACCAGCAACAUCCACACUUCCUUCAGCAACAACAGCAGCAGCAGCUCCCACCCAUGAUGCAGAACCACCUCUCACAACAGUGCCAUGCCAAACAGAAGGCAACCAACCUCAACGGACUGUGUGGUUUGUCCAGCACAGAGAAUUCGGCAGGGAAAUCCCAGUGGCAGGACUUUGGAUUCAGCGAGAAUCUUGGCAGCCAGUCCUGCCUCGAUAACAGCCAAAAACCUCUGACAAACACCUCACUAGAUUCUUGCAUGGAUUAUAGCAUGCCUGAUAUUGACAAUAUGGAGUACUCUCUAAGUGGAAGUGGUAUGUUUGGGAGGAGCGCACAGCAGCAUGUGGCCGAGUCCACGGUGUCAUCCUUCCAGGGGAUGAACCAUAAACGGCAGCAGGAGCAGAUCCCGGUUCCGUUGGCCCAGGUCAUCUCCAGCCUGUCGCAGUGCCCUCCACCCAACGCCUCCCUGGAGCAGAUCCUGGGAGUGAGCAAGCCCUGUCGGCAGUUGGACCACUUUGGUGUGGUGACCUCUGAGAUUCCUCACGAGCCAAGCCCCAAUAAGAUGGAGAACGGCUGCAUCCUGAACAGUACGUACCCAGGAGGAUGUGCUCUGCCCAACAUGAACGGAGCAGCGCCCCCUGCUGUGCAGAUGCCCGUCCCCGACACUCUGUCCAGCCUCCCCGACCCUCCAGCCACCGGUUUCUACCUCUGA